ACUGCAGUUGUAUGGGACUUAAAUGUAUCUUUGUUAAAUUUAUUAGAUACAAACAAUAAAUAAUAUCGCGAAAAUACCGUUAAGCGAUAGGUGACCGUCAUAGGAGUGGCAACACUGGCUGCACUGCCUCUGCGGAGCGGAUAAAACAAAUCAAAAAUCAAUAGCCGGGGGAUCGAGUAUCCACUGCAGGAUGAGCAUCGACGACGUCAUCUAUGUGAUCUGCCUGCUGGGCUGCAUAGGAGCCGGCAGCUAUGUGAAGAAGAUCACGGACGAGGGCCAGCGCAAGCUGGUGUCCACUGCGCUGGGUGUUCUGGUGGUUGUCAUUGUCUCGGGGCUCCACAGCCUGCACUGCUUUGUUUCCCUCGCACUGGGCACGGCCGCCGUGCUCCUGGUGCACCCGAGCAAGGGUCACCUGGUCACGUUUGCGGUCAUGUUUGGUUACCUGGUGUUCUUCCGCAUUUUCGACUUCUACCUAGGCAUUCCCGGCCACACGAACAUGAUACAAAUGAUACUAACAUUGAAGGUUUCGGGCAUUGCCUUCGAGAAGACUGCCGCCUGGAAGCGGCUGCAGGCGCACGACGAGCAGAAGAAGAACGACCAGCGGGAUGUGCACCAGGAGAGUCCAAUCGAGAUCACCGACUACGAUGUGGAGCUACAGAACCUGAGUGCCGCUGAGAUCCUGCACUACAGUUUCAACUACAUUGGAGUUCUUACAGGUCCUUAUUAUCGGUAUCGCACAUACAGGGACUACUUUGAGAUGCCGUUCAAAACCCACGCUCCAACUGUUGAAGCCACCCUUGAGAAGCUGAAGUACGCCGUCUUCUACUGCGCAUUAUACCUGGCAACCAACUACAUGUGGCCACUGGAUUAUGCGUUGAGUGAUGAGUUCUUCAAUGAUCGCUCCUUUGUGUACCGCUUGCUGUACGUGUGGCCCACGUUCUUUACAUUCCGCGCUCGCAUCUACACCGGACUGACCCUUAGCGAAUGUGUCUGCACAAUGGCCGGCUUCGGAGCCUAUCCGGAUGAAUCCGAUCCCAACAAUGGCGAGGGUCCUCGGAAACGCUAUCAGCACCUAAAGCGCGACGCCGAUAAGCACACCUACAACUUCACAACGAUUGUGAACACCAGGGUUCUGGAGGUGGAAAGAUGCUGGACCUUCCGCGAGGGCAUGAAGCACUGGAAUGUGUGCGUCCAGUAUUGGUUGGCUGUCAAUGUGUACAAGCUCUUCCCCAGCAAGAAAUACAGGGUUGGCAGCUUUUGUGAUCUUCCUAGGACUGGCGCCACUUUGCUGUGCUCUGCCUACUGGCACGGAUUCCGGCCGGGACACUACUUCUGCAUCAUGGGUGCUCCCUUCUACGUUUCCCUGGAGGACAUGUGGGAUAAGCUAGUGCGCAAGAGUGCCACCGGCACCAGCCGGAGGGUAAUCGAUGUCACCUUCUGGAUCUUCAAGUGGUUCGCCUUUAGCUACUUGGGCGAGGCCUUCCUGCUCUCCUCCUUUGGCAACAUCUGGCGGUUCUAUAGCUCGGUCUAUCAUAUUGGCUACGUCAGUUGGGCGGUCAUGACUGCGUUAGGCUUUUACCUCACCAGUCAGAGGAAAGCGGCCGAACGUAGAAAGAAGCGCGCGGCAGAGAAAGCAGCUGGCGGAGAUGGAAUCGCUGCCGCAAUAGAGAAGGAGAAGGCGCAGUAGAGUGUCCAGUUUGUUGGCAGCAAUCCUAAUUGGUAGUUUCCAUUCAAACACAACUUCCUUUAAGUUUUCCAAUAGAUAUUCUAUGGGGGGAAACUAAAAAAAUUCCUUUCUUCUUCCUUUAAAUUGUAUAUUAUGAUGAUCAAACGAAUUUUCUUCUUAGAGAUGUUAUUCUCCACAGAAUAGUAUAAUAAGUCACCAUUUUAAUUAUGUACAAAGUGGUCUUGUUACGCCUUCUACCCGCUUCCAUCCGCACUUCUUCUUGGGAAGGUGAUGAUAUUGAUAUUGAUAAAAUCUAAAAUUAGAUGCUAAAAAGUUACUAAAGAGAGAUAAUUAUAGAUAUAUAUUUUAACCAAAGCCUAUGAAAAUGGAGUCAAAAGUUAUAGAAAUAUUAAAUCCCGAUAUGAUCAUUCAAUUUUAAACUAUAAUGCAUAUAAAAGGAAAUACAAUAAAGUUCCCUUUUUGUA
Molecule: messenger RNA, 2151 nt
Organism: Drosophila simulans
Lineage: Eukaryota; Metazoa; Arthropoda; Insecta; Diptera; Drosophilidae
Gene: frj
Product: lysophospholipid acyltransferase 7
Exons: 7
Coding region: 191-1687 (498 amino acids)
Biological process (GO): lipid modification; phosphatidylinositol biosynthetic process
Cellular component (GO): membrane; mitochondria-associated endoplasmic reticulum membrane contact site
Molecular function (GO): lysophospholipid acyltransferase activity
Source: RefSeq, a predicted model, not a curated record